AGUACCGCACCCAAAGACAAACCCGUUGAUCUCGGCAAGAUAAGUAAAAGCUGUAAGAAGAGGAUGCGCAAAAAGCAGCGUAAGCAGCAAGCUCUUCUAGAGCAAGAGUUGAAUGAACUAGAAGAAUUAGAAUGUCAGGACCUGGAACGACAAAAACAGGAGACUCGACUUGUGUCCAUUAUUCGUGACUCCUCUGUUAAAACCGAUUUUGAAAUUGGCUCGAAUAGUUCUGAUAAAAAACUUUCAAAUAUCAAUAUGAAUGAAACACCUCAUGUUGGGAUUGAAGAUGGCGAAAUCGAAGAUGAGGGUGAUACAGAGGUAAACGAAGAGUCUCAGACUGGAUGUUCAACGCAUAUUGACGAACCACGUUCACCGAAGCUUGAGUUUUCUGCCAGUAGGCGACGUAAAAAACGUAGAACAAAAAAGAAAAAAGCAAUCAUUGAUGAUUCACUCUCAAAAACGCUUCAAUAUAAAGUCAAUGGUAGUUCCAUUGCUUCAUGGAGUAAAGGAUCAACGGGUGAUGAUCCGAAUCGACAAGAAGACAACAAGAGAGAGUGCCUGAAUCCUGGCCAAAACGAGCAUUUUGAGGUUUUUAUCUCACCUUAA
Messenger RNA from Protopolystoma xenopodis, 606 nucleotides. NCBI's taxonomy places the organism in Eukaryota, Metazoa, Platyhelminthes, Monogenea, Polystomatidea, Polystomatidae. The record is from the annotation of a GenBank genome assembly.